CCCUCACCUGUCAAAAACCUCACAAGUUUGCGUUCGUCAACUUCCGACAAGCCGCUGACGAUCUCUUUUCCGUCAAAUUGCACUGAGGUGAACACAUUUGACCGAGAUGUCGGCCCACAAGACUUUCCGGAUUAAGCAGAAGCUGGCCAAAAAGCUGAAGCAAAACAGACCCAUUCCACAAUGGAUCAGAAUGCGCACUGGUAACACGAUCCGCUACAACGCCAAGCGCCGUCACUGGAGACGUACCAAGCUGAAGCUGUAAGCUUCGGACGCGGACCGGUUAUACCACGAUUCUCUGUUUACAUCUUAUCGAUCUAUCGUGGAGAAUGUUUGCUUCCUGGCUUCGCUGCUGUUCCGAGAUUUCCAGUCUCAUCGGAUAAUUGACUUCCUCGGAAUCGGGGAAGUGUUGUUAUAAAGGUGCAGACGACAAA
This is a messenger RNA of Ochlerotatus camptorhynchus, 431 nucleotides long. It is a transcript of the gene RpL39, whose product is annotated as ribosomal protein L39. The coding region runs from base 107 to 262 and encodes 51 amino acids. Lineage: Eukaryota; Metazoa; Arthropoda; Insecta; Diptera; Culicidae. Gene Ontology annotation, cellular component: cytosolic large ribosomal subunit; ribosome. The record is from RefSeq and is a predicted model, not a curated record. Gene Ontology annotation, biological process: translation. The transcript is spliced from 3 exons. Gene Ontology annotation, molecular function: structural constituent of ribosome.